AUGAAGAGAUUUCAAGGUGAUUGGACAGUUUAUAUUUUUGGAAGACUUGGAAUCAAAGGUUUUGAAAAAAAUCCUAAGCUCGAGCCCAGCCCAUUUAAUUUGAACAUUGAUCACAUAAAAGCUAUUCUGAUGAAUGUGUUUGUUGCUGGAACAGAAGCAACCGCAGCCACUGUGAUAUGGGUCAUGAGCUUUUCGAUGAAAUAUCCAAAGUGUUUAAAGAAAACUCAAGCAGAAGUGAGGGAUUUGAUUGGGAAAAAAGGUUUUGUAAAUGAAGAUGAUGUUCAAGGUUUAACUUACCUAAAAGCUGUGAUAAAAGAAACAUUCAAAUUACAACCAACAGCUCCAUUAUUAGUGCCACGAGAAACAUUUGGAAAGUGCAAUAUAGAUGGGUAUAAUGUACCAGCCAAAACCUUAGUCUUUGUGAAUUCAUGGGCAAUAGGAAAGAACCUUGAAACUUGGGAAAAUCCUGAGGUGUUUUCUCCUGAAAGGUUCAUUGGUUGCUCUAUUGACUACAAAGGACUACACUAUGAACUCGUACCAUUCGGUGCGGGUAGAAGGAUUUGCCUUGGAAUGCGAAUGGGAGUUGCAACGGUGGAGCUUUCCCUUGCUAAUCUUCUUUACAAUUUCGAUUGGGAAAUGCUGAUUGGAAUGAAUAAAGAAGACUUAGACUUCGAAGCCAUACCUGGUAUCACUGCCUACAAAAAAAACAGUCAAUGCAUAGUAUCUAGGAACACAAUUAUGGCCAUGUAUCUAUGUCAUCUUUUUUGCUAUCAGAGUCAAGCCCUUGAGCUCUUAGAAGCGGCCACUGUAACACCCCUAACCAGUGUUUGUCGCCGAACUAGGGUUACGAAAUAUUACCAACCAAAACACAACUCCGAAUAG
This is a messenger RNA of Gossypium raimondii (Peruvian cotton), 882 nucleotides long. Its product is annotated as desmethyl-deoxy-podophyllotoxin synthase. The record is from RefSeq and is a predicted model, not a curated record. The coding region runs from base 1 to 882 and encodes 293 amino acids. The transcript is spliced from 4 exons. Gene Ontology annotation, molecular function: iron ion binding; monooxygenase activity; heme binding. Lineage: Eukaryota; Viridiplantae; Streptophyta; Magnoliopsida; Malvales; Malvaceae.